AUGGAUUACGGUAGAGAGGAGAAAUUUUGGAGACUAUUUCAGGCUGAAAUCUGGCGUGUUUUGGCGCUAGGAAAGGAUAAACAGCAGUGGGACGCGCUAAAGAAGAAAAUGGCAAGUGAGGGUCAGUAUCGGGUCUUGAAGGUCAUGCAAGCAGUGGAGCCGCAAAUGGCAGACGUGGGAUUUGGAAUGCGGUACUUCUGGCUUACUUCGGUUGUUAACGGACGCAAAUAUCCGCCUCUCGCACCCGAAAUGGGUGGUAGUGCGCGCUGGAACCAGCGCGUUCUAUCAGAACAGUACAGGGCGCCGUUGGAAAUACACAGCGCACACGAGGCGCCUUGCAACGACAUCGUCCAGAAUCCGGCCAUCAAUGACUGCUCAUUCGUAGCCAGUCUUAUAAACAUCAAAAACAAGGUGCCAGCGAGUCUGAGGAUCAUGAGCCCUAUGCCUUCGCUCUACAAUCUCAAUUUGCAUUUUAACGGAGCUUCAAACCGGCUUGUUCAAGUCGAUCUAGCUGAACUGCGAAAUCGCCCCAGCGUCAUCUCAAAUGACCCCCUGGAUGCGAUUUUCGAAAACGCCUAUUUACAGGUGAAGAACGAUUCUAGCUUCAAUUACUGCGGCUCCAAUACCGCGGUAGAUACGUUUUUACUUAAUGGAUUCAUUCCUGAAAUCUGCAAGAGCGACAAGAGUACCUUUUCCAAGAUUUGUAAGCUGUUUCGAAGCUCGGCAUGUCUCAUUUCAAUUGGAACCGGAGCGUCAGUCACAGAUCCCCAAUUUCUGAUAAACCAUGACUAUCCAGUGAUGGAUCUCACCGAAGAUAAUCUCUUGGUCAUUAGGGAUCCACUGAAUUCCCAGAAAGUGUGGAAUUUACAAGAACGUGCUUUCUUUGAAAACUUUCAGGUAGCUUAUCUCAAUUGGAACCCGGCUUUAUUGUUUGCCAAACACCAGGUGCAGCAUUUCAAAUACGAUAUUACUAAAAGCAACACCUCUUCAAGUCCCAUUGACAAACCUGUUUUCGAAAUUCAGAAUAACUCGGACAAGCCUGAGCCCGCUUGGAUUCUUUUAGAAAGACACAUAAACACUUCUGCCAUAGAAAGCGACAAGUGCUACGUGGACGAAACCUCGUAUGAUCUUUUACCUGGGUACAGUGGCAAUGGCAGUAAUAUGGGAUUUCAUUUGCUAAAAUUGAAUUUGCAACCUCAGGAGCAUAAACUCGUGGUCUGCCACUCUGACAUAUCUGCAAACUACAGUCUUCACUUUCAUCAUGUUUCCAAUCUAAUACAGGUCCAUAAGUUCGACAAAUGCAAGGUUUUGGUAUCAGUUCAAGACGAAUGGAAUGCGACAGAUGACUGUGGCCCGUUUUCUAAUUCAUGUUAUUAUAUGAACCCAACGUUUGAGCUCAUUGUGCGUAGCACCGAACAAACGACGCAUUAUGUCAACAUACAACUGAUUAGUUCAGGAUGUGCCUUGGUCAACGCACAAGUGUUUUAUUUGGAUGACCGUGAACUCGCGCGUCCAAUUUUAUUUGACAGUCGUUAUGAAGAGAAAAUUCAUUGCCGAAGGGCCAUACCCCUGGCUACUAAUACUAGCUACCAAAUUGUAUGCUCUUCGUAUAAAAAGGACAACAAUAGCACAUUCCAACUAACUGUCAUCAAUUCAUCGCGGCCCCAAGCUUUACACUUAAAACGCAUCUACCCACAAUUUGGCCCAUACAAAUAUCGCGAAAGGCGCGACUUCAAAUGGAGCCCCAAUUCAAACCGCAAAAAGUUUACUCUGUCAUCCAACUUUACAACAGCAUUUCAAUUGCGUAUCCUUCGACUUCAGUUCAGUCCUGCACUUUCUAUCAGAGUUAACGUUUUCACAACUGACACCAAACAAUCAGUGGUAGAGAAUAAGUGUUUUUCAACAGCCCCAAGACAUGGACUUGUUAUAAGUGACGCUUUUAUCAGCUCUCGUCAGUCACUCACCCUGCUAAUCGAAAAAGACGGGCCAUCACAAAUGCUUGAUGAGACGCUGAUGCGAUUGGAAGUAGGAUCGGAAUUUCAAAUCGCUAUUGACGAAUUGUAG
Messenger RNA from Lachancea nothofagi CBS 11611, 2064 nucleotides. The record is from the annotation of a GenBank genome assembly. Lineage: Eukaryota; Fungi; Ascomycota; Saccharomycetes; Saccharomycetales; Saccharomycetaceae.